Messenger RNA from Medioppia subpectinata, 1023 nucleotides. The record is from the annotation of a GenBank genome assembly. NCBI's taxonomy places the organism in Eukaryota, Metazoa, Arthropoda, Arachnida, Sarcoptiformes, Oppiidae.
UUUUGUUUUCGAAAUUAAUAUAAAAAUAUUGAAAAAAUCCAAAAAAACUAAAAAAUCCCAAAAAAUCCCAAAAAAAUCGUAAAAUUUGUCGAAAAAUAGCAAAAAAUAACCGAAAAAAAGAUGAACCCUUCGGGCCCCUCCUAUCCCAUGGCGUCGCUCUACGUCGGCGACUUGGCUCCGGACGUGACGGAAGCGAUGCUCUUCGAGAAGUUCUCGACGGCCGGACCCGUGCUGUCCAUCAGAGUGUGCAGAGAUAUGAUCACAAGACGCUCUCUCGGCUACGCGUACGUCAACUUCCAACAGCCGGCAGACGCCGAGCGCGCGCUGGACACGAUGAACUUCGACGUGAUUAAUGGGCGGCCCGUGCGCAUCAUGUGGUCACAGCGCGAUCCCUCUCUGCGCAAGAGCGGCGUCGGCAACAUCUUCAUCAAGAACCUGGACAAAAGCAUUGACAACAAGAUAAUGUACGACACGUUCUCCACGUUCGGCAACAUCCUGUCGUGCAAGGUCGCGCAGGACGACGAGGGCAACAGCAGGGGGUAUGGCUUCGUGCACUUCGAGUCGGAAGAGGCGGCGACGAACGCCAUCGCCAAAGUGAACGGCAUGUUGUUGAACGGCAAGAAGGUGUUCGUGGGAAGGUUCGUGCCGCGGAAGGAGCGCGAGAAGAACAUGGGCGAGCGCACGCGCCGCUUCACGAACAUCUACGUGAAGAACCUGAGCGAAGAGUACGACUGCGACGAGAAGUUGCGCGCGUUGUUCGAGCCGUACGGGGAGAUCUCGUCGGCCAAGGUCGUUCCCGACGACUCGGGGAAGAGCAAGGGCUUCGGCUUCGUGUCGUUCGAAGAGCCCGAGAUGGCGGAGAAGGCGUGCGACGACCUGAACGGGAAAGAGCUGUCGAAUGGGAAGACGCUGUUCGUGGGGCGCGCGCAGAAGAAGGCCGAGCGCCAGGCCGAGUUGCGGCGCAAGUUCGAGCAGCUGAAGAUCGAGCGCCUCAACCGCUACCAAGGCGUCAACCUGUACGUG